This is a messenger RNA of Echinococcus granulosus, 183 nucleotides long. RefSeq lists its product as hypothetical. The transcript has a single exon. Bases 1 to 183 code for a protein of 60 amino acids. The record is from RefSeq and is a predicted model, not a curated record. NCBI's taxonomy places the organism in Eukaryota, Metazoa, Platyhelminthes, Cestoda, Cyclophyllidea, Taeniidae.
AUGGUAUCGCCUGAAACCGCCAAUCACCAGGUGAUUAAAACAGCCAUGGUUCCAAGGCCAAACAAGAGGAAUAGCGGCUGCAUCCACAAUUGCCAGCCGGAUAUGAUUGAGGAAUUGCCGGGAUGGUUUUGGUUCCAACGCGGAGUAGUCACGUUCGACGUCAAGAUGGGGCGAGACAACUAG